Molecule: messenger RNA, 2746 nt
Organism: Ectocarpus siliculosus
Lineage: Eukaryota; Phaeophyceae; Ectocarpales; Ectocarpaceae
Source: the annotation of a GenBank genome assembly
AUGCCGAGCGCAAAGAAGCAACGAUCUAAGAAGAAGAAGGCGGCGGCGCCUGCAGCUCCCAAGCGCUCGCCGGCCGUAGCUGCCGCUGCAUCCAGGAUCGAGGCCGCCAACGCCACUCUUGAUCUCUCGGCCGGGCUCGAAGCCUUCCUGUCCAUUGACCUCCCCGCCGCCGCUGCCGUGUCUGGCGCUGCUGCGCCGACGCCUGUUCCCGCCGAACCUGUCCGCCUCGAGAUACGGUCGCCGAAGACCCUGCUGGACGGAGACACACAAGUCAUGUACGACCUCCUCAAGAGCAACAUGCACGACAUGUACAUGGCGGCCGGUUGGGGCUGGAACAAGGCAGAGAAGUGGCGAGAGAUGGAGCAUCGGGACUCUCGAUUUUUGAUCGCUCGUUGCGGCACUGAAGACGACAGUGGUCCAGAGGCGGCAGCGGUGGGGGUGGCGAGGUUGAGAGUAGCAGAAGAGGGAGUUUCCGAGAGCAGCGCGGUGAAUGGUGCGGGGGGGGCAACUGACAGUGAGGAGGCAGCAAGGGCACGCUCACGGGGGGGAGAGGAGAGAAAGCCGGGGGGCGCAGGAGAACGAAUCGCCGGCUACUGCGAUUUUCGUUUCGCGUGGGAUCAGGACGAAAAUGAGGACGGGGAGGGAGUCGGAGGAAUGGAGGACGUGCUGUACGUUUACGAGUUGCAGGUGGCGCCUUGGGCGACGCGGAGGGGCCUGGGGCGGCGAAUGAUGCAGGCCAUUGAGCUUCUAGCAAAUCGCCACGGCAUGACGAAGGUGAUGCUGACGGUUUUCAAGGAGAACAGACAGGCGAUGUCGUUCUACACCAAGAAAAUGAAAUACGGCGUGGACAAGGACUCUCCUUCCAACUGGGACCAGCCCGACGAGGUGUACGAGAUUCUCAGCAAGCCUACGAGACAGGGGGCGGCGAGAACGAAGGAAGCGCUUAGAAUGGCGACGCUCCUGGACUAACGACAAAGGAUCUCAGUUGAUGUGAGAAGAGGGAAUCAGUCAUCCUCGACAGAGAGACUUUUUGGGCGAUUGUGCCCCUAUCUGAAGGUGAUCUCCGCACUGAAGGAGAGAAGUUCCUACGGACAGCGCGAGCAGUAGUGCGUGGACGCAGUGGGGGUUGUUGUGGCGUUCCCGUAUUUUGGUGAAAGUUUCGCGUUUUGUGUUGUUGCGCCUGUUAUCGCGGUGCCCCCAAGCCUGCUCUCGGCAGAGCCUCGAAGCAGAAGGAAGGCACGCAACACAGGCCUCGCGAUUGUCUUACCACACUAGGGAAAUCCUUGCGAAUUGUGAUGACAUCGUAAGAAUUUUCAGCUUUCAUCGGGUUAAAACCAGUAAUGCACAAGGAUUAUGUAUCUUUGCAAGGGAGUAUUCAAUCCUCCACAUGAUGCUCUUUCUGAAAUUUGAUUUAGGGAAAACGGAUUUUGGUACGGAAAAUGAAUGGUAGGAGGUGUCCGCCAAGACUCAAGAAGGCGACCCGUCCAGACUAACACGCCAUUUCGCGUGGAGGCUGCGGGGGUGUAAAAUUCGAGAAUAAUGCAGCUUGGACACGUUUCACGGGUGGCCCUGUCCUGGUCCGGUCUUCACUUUCCGUUCCCUUCUUGUGCCGGCGAAAUUUCAUUUGUGUUGGGUGGGUCGGGUGCUUCUACACUUCGUUUUCCAACCGCGAAGACCCUCUGGUACUGUUAACGGCACGACGGUUGAAGCAGACAUGGCUGGGGCUGCUGUUUGUGCAAACGAUUGAGAUUCGACGAUUGGGACUGGUCCAGGCUUGUUGUAUGCGGACAACGGGGACAUAGCCCCGCAGGCGUGGACCAGAACAGAAUUGCUGUACGCACGAAUCGAGGCGUUUUGUGAGGGUGAGAAGGAGCUCCCUUGUGGGUGUGGCCGCACCAUCGCAUGGAAACACUGCUGCACGGGGAGAUGACUGUCAACGUCAUCAACGUGAUGCCCGUUGCAAUGCAGGAGAUCUCGAAAAAUGAGCUUCCAUGGGAGACGAUGAGUGUGAGGUAUCCAAGAAUUAAUGCAGAUUUGGCUUGGUUGCAUUCUGUUCCACGUGAAAAAAGUCACAUAGUGCCGCGCGUGAUUGUUGGCCAGACUCCCCGUGACACGCAUGUCAAGCGUUUGUCUUCUUUGCAAUGAAAUACGCUUGUCAAUUUCGCACUCAAGGUACAUGUGUCUAAUGCACACGCAAAGCACGGUUUACGUUUUCUCUGUCCCUCACAUCACUGGUUCCCAUCCCCCCAAGCGGCCCUACUUUUUAUACCCGGUCAGUUAUGAUGCUUAUACCUUUGUGAAGGGAAAGACAACCUGCACCAAGCGUUCGGUAGAUCGGUACAGCACAUGCGCCUCAUGACAGAUGCGUUGGGCCCUAUGGUACGAAAAGGUUUGCACGUGCACGUAUAUGUAUGCGAACUGCACGUUCGAACAACGUCCUCGAUUGACCCCGCUCUUGCGAUUGACUGACGACUACUGUUGCUGCAGCAGCUUUUGACCCUGCGCGCGAGUGGCGAGCAAUACAGGAAACAAGGCUCGUUUCCGGUCGUCCGUGCUGCUCCUUCUCACUCAUCUGAAACCCUUUGCUGUUUGCCAGCGGGCUCACAAAAGGAAGGGCGGUCACAGCAAAUAGACCCACCUCCUUUCCACAAUCUUCAUAUAACCCCCCCUAAACCGCGGGACCCUCGUCCUGAACACCUCUUCCCUCACCUAUGUACCCGAUGAACCUGGUCUCAACACCCGGGUC